This is a messenger RNA of Emiliania huxleyi CCMP1516, 968 nucleotides long. RefSeq lists its product as hypothetical. NCBI's taxonomy places the organism in Eukaryota, Haptophyta, Isochrysidales, Noelaerhabdaceae. The transcript has 3 exons. The annotation marks the transcript as partial. The record is from RefSeq and is a predicted model, not a curated record.
AGGAAUCGGUGGCACCGGUUGCAGACCAUGCAGACCGAGCAGGCGCAGCAGCGCUACCAGCAGGGCAACCGGCAGCUCCUGUCGGAGCACGGCGUCGCGGCAACGGGCCAGCAUCCCGUCCUGCGUCUGUGGAGCGCGCGCGGCAACGAGCAGCCGCCGCCGCAGCAGCAGCGGCAGCGGCAGCCUCAGCACGGCCCAUCGCUGCCGCUGCCGCUGCCGCGGCCCCCGCAGCGGCAGCCUCAGCACGGCCCAUCGCUGCCGCUGCCGCUGCCGCGGCCCCCGCAGCAGCAGCCUCAGCACGGCCCACCGCUGCCGCUGCGCGACGCCUUCUUCGACGUCGACGCCUUCACCGCCGCGCUCACCAGCGGGCCAAAGUUCAGCACGCUGACGGCGGCCCAGCAGGCGGUGGCGAGGGAGAAGGUGCAGUCGCUCCGGCCGGCGUUCGAGGAGGAGCUCGCCGCCCUCCGCGCCACGCGCGGCGAGGGCGCUGCCGUCACCGUCGUCGACAUCCGGGAGAUGAUGCCGCGUGUGAUGGCGCGAGCGGCCCGCGCAGCCACCUAGGCGGACCUUGCCUUUCAUCUGCCUGCCUCGCUCGGCGAUUCGGGUACGAGGCGGCGCCGUGCCGCUGCCUCUAGGGCUGUCGUCGUGCGGCACGUCAGAUCGGGGCGCCAGCGCCGAGGCUUGCGGGGGGCGUGCGCGCAGCGCUCCCCGCCCUCGCACCCUAGUACAGUGAUGCUUCGGCUCGCUGCUUGUAGAUCCCGAUGUUACCAUUACGUCUCCACUCAGUACAGUACACAGGUACAGGUACAGUAAGCUCUGUGAACUGCGAAGUGGCAACUGCGUCUACUAGCCGCCACGUUCCGUUGUUCCUCAAGCGUUCGUGGAUUCGCUGCGUGGCCCGUGCCCAUGCAUAAGUUAAGUCGAGAGUUGUUUUAUAGAUAUAGUUACCACAUAUCCGUCUAUGUGCG